AUGAAGCUGUCCAAAGUGGUUGGUGUGGUCAGCCUGGCGGUUACCGUCGCUGCGCAGGGGAAGGUCAAGAUCAUGUUACUGGGUGACUCCAUCACUGAAAUCACUUGUUGGAGAGCACUGGUCUGGGACUCUCUUGUCAAGGAAAACCUUGCCGACAAAGUCCAAUUCGUGGGCUCCAUGACGAACAACCCCCAGAACUGCCGAGCACAGUCUGGCGCCUUUGAUCUUCACCACGAGGGCCACUCAGGGUGGCUCUCAAUUAACAUUGCCAACCAGUAUCUGCAAGGUUGGCUGGCAAGCACGAAACCUGACAUUGUGCAAUAUAUGCUUGGCACAAACGACGUUGCGCAGGGUCGGACUACCGCCGAUAUCAUCGCCUCUUAUACUAAGAUGGUGGGCUUUAUGAGAGCAUCCAACCCCCGAAUGAAGAUUCUGGUUGACCUCCUGAUCCCGCUCUCUUUCAACGGUGGCGGCAUCACCACGCUUAACCAGCAGAUUCCUGGCUGGGCCAACCAACAAAACUCGACCGCUUCUCCUAUCACGAUUGCCGACUGCUCCACAAACGCCGGGUACACAAGCUCAAUGAACCGUGACGGUGUACACCCCAACGCGCAGGGCGACCAACUCAUCGCGAGGCAGAUCUCACCAUUGCUCUUUAAGCAUAUCAAAGACGUUAUUGCUGAGAAAGGAUCGACAGGGUUUAUCAGCGCUACCCAACCGGACAUUAUUGAGACCGAAGACGAGGUUCGACUGGGGUGA
This is a messenger RNA of Colletotrichum truncatum, 759 nucleotides long. RefSeq names its product cellulose-binding protein. The record is from RefSeq and is a predicted model, not a curated record. Gene Ontology annotation, molecular function: phosphatidylcholine lysophospholipase A1 activity. Lineage: Eukaryota; Fungi; Ascomycota; Sordariomycetes; Glomerellales; Glomerellaceae.